AUGGAAGAGAACGAGCAAAGUGAAGAACUGAGUGAAAUAGAGAAGAAACUUCAUGACAAACCUGGAGAAAAACAUUUGGGUCACGCAAAGACUAAAAAGACACUUUUAAAGAAAACAAAAGCCAAGAAAUCUUUCACCUGCACUCAGUGUGGAAAGAGUUUCCUAUACAAAAGCCAUCUUGAGAUUCACAUGAGAAUUCAUACUGGAGAAAGACCGUUCUCAUGUGAUAAGUGCGAGAAGAGUUACAUGCUGUCAUCACGCCUUAAGAGACACAUGAGAAUCCACACAGGAGAGAAGCCAUAUGCAUGUGAUCAUUGCGGGAAGAGUUUCUCCGAAAAACGAGGCCUUGAGAUUCACAUUAGAAUUCAUACUGGGGAGAAACCGUUCACGUGUGAUCAGUGCGGCAAGGGUUUUAGAGGAAAACUAAGUCUUGAGAUUCACAUGAAAGUCCAUACAGGAGAGAAGCCGUUCAUGUGCAUUCUGUGUGGGAAGGGUUUCAAACAAAAAGUGCAUCUUCGCCAACACAUGAGGAUCCACACUGGAGAGAAGCCACACGUAUGUGAUCAAUGUGGGAAGAGUUUCACCAAAUCAUCACAUCUUAAAGGACACAUGAGGAUCCACACUGGAGAAAAGCCACAUGUUUGUGAUGAAUGUGGGAAGAGUUUCACCAAAGCAUCACAUCUUAAAGGACACAUAAGGAGCCACAUUGGAGAGAAGCCAUUCACAUGUGAUCAGUGUGAAAAAACUUUUUUUAUAGAAUCAGCUCUGAAGACACACUUGCAAGUUCAUAUGAAGAAGUCACAUUCAUGUUAUGAAUGUGAAAAGAGUUUUUCACGUCCACAACAAUUACGAGAACAUCAGAAAAUACAUGCUGGUGUGAGAGACUACAUGUGCUUUGAGUGUGAAAAGACUUUUAUUUCAGCAAGCCAUUUGAAGCGUCACCAGGUUAUUCACACUGGAGAAAAACCUUACAAGUGUUCACACUGUGACAAGAAAUUCAGUCUGUCAGCAUGUCUGAAAAGACACGAGAGGAUCCACACUGGAGAGAAACCACACAAGUGUGAUCAGUGCGAAAAAGCUUUACUGACAUGUAAAUCAACCCUUAAGAAUCACAUGAGGAUCCACACUGGAGAGAAACAAACCUGUGAUCAAUGCGGAAAGUGUUUCACAGGAAACUUUAAGAGACACAUGAGGAUUCACACUGGAGAAAGACCACACACCUGUGAUCAGUGUGGGAAUAGUUUCCCAAGCAAACGAAACCUCCAGGUUCAUAUGAGGAUCCACACCGGAGAGCGGCCUUACACCUGUGAUCAAUGCGGGAAGAGUUUCACUCAGGCAUCUAGUCUGAAAACACAUCUGUCCACUCAUUCUGAAGAAAGACCAUUUAACUGCGAUCAGUGUGGUAAAAAUUUCCAUUGGGCUUCAGUCCUGAAGAAACACCUGACGUUUCACACAAAGCAGAAGACUCAUUUGUAA
Messenger RNA from Labeo rohita (rohu), 1476 nucleotides. RefSeq names its product zinc finger protein 585A-like. The transcript is spliced from 2 exons. Bases 1 to 1476 code for a protein of 491 amino acids. NCBI's taxonomy places the organism in Eukaryota, Metazoa, Chordata, Actinopteri, Cypriniformes, Cyprinidae. The record is from RefSeq and is a predicted model, not a curated record.